GCCGCGCGCCCACACGGCAUGCCGCACCAGCGCCCGCAGAGAUGAGCGAACGGGGUGGGGAUGCGGACAGCAGCUCGUGCUCGGAGCCCAGCUCCGGCACAGAGGCGGAGGAUAUGGCAGCACUCACCGCAGAUGUGCGCAGCCUCAAGGAGGCGCUCGCCAGCCUGCGACACGCCAUCGCGCCCGCCUCCGGCUCCACCAACGCCGUGGAUCGGGAGAGCCAGCGCGUGGAGGCGCACGCGUGUGUGGGCGAGGUGACUCGCAUCCUGCGAGCCGUGCUGGACAAGUAUCCCGCCAUGCAGUCCGCGCGGCUGCUCGCCGCUGCCGGUGCGCUCGUGCAACAUAUGAAAGGUUUUGACUUCGAAAGUAACAACUCAGAGCCCAAAGAAUUCUUCGAGUGCAUUGAUCAGUUGGCCCUAGCAUUCAGCAGUCGGGUUUCCGAAUAUCUAAUGGGUGACCUGGAUGCUCCAGGUGCCUCACCUGCAAAUCGGAGUCUCAGCAGAGCAAAGUCGCUGGAGGACGUGCGGGACGGGGACUCCGGCGGCGGGGCGCUGCUGAGCGCGCGGCGGCUGCAGGCGCAGCUCCGUGGGGAGCGGGUCGUGCCGCAGCUGCUGCAGCGCGCCAAGGCGUGGGCGCGGCACGCCAAGGAGCUGGCCGCCUACGUGCACAAACGCUCCUACCUGCACGCCGAGUACGCCAAGGGGCUGGCCAAGCUGGCGCAAGCCCUGCGCCCUGCGCUGCACCAAGCCAGUAAUCUCCCUUUCCAGUCUGAGUAUUCGACGGCGCUGGACCACGACGUAGAGCUGUGUAACAACAGCCAGACGGUCUGCUGUCAGUUGGAGAAGAAGUACGUGCAGGCGCUGACGGACCGCCGGUCGGAGCACGAGCGCGUGCGCAAGCAGCUGAAGGCGCGCUGGGCCCGCGAGGUGGCGCGAGCGCUCGCCGCCGCCGCAGCCGCAGCCGCCGCCUGCCUGCCCGACGACGAGAUGUACGAGGCAAACGCGAGCUGCAGGGCCAGCGUCGCUGAGGCGAAUGAAUGCUACCAACAAUUACAAAGGACCAAGAAUGAAAUUCUACAGCAGGGGCAAGAGUUGAUGGUGGAAAGUGACAGAGUCCUCAAAACCGCCACAGUGUCUUACUUCGAAUCUCAGCAGUCCCUCGCAGCACCCCUACCCGCACAGUUCCAGGAGCUGUGUGGACGGAGCGCCUUGUACGAGCCAGGAGCACACUAUGCAGAGCUGGCCAAGAACCCUGCAGACUGUGAGGAGGAGCUACUGGAGGAUCCGUUCAUGUUCCAGCUUUUCUACUCGCCGCACAGCAUGAUCGAGGUCGAGCGCAAGUCAACGGGCUCCAUCGAAAGUGAAGAUAUGUACCAAGAUUCUUCUCUCUUCGAGCCAGACACUAAGCAGUCGAAAGCUGCUCUGACACACAAUUUUCGCUCUCUGAGGACACCUGGCCGUUGCCGAGAAUGUGAUUCGUACGUCUAUUUCAUGGGUGUGGAAUGCAUAGAGUGUGGAAUGGUGUGUCACAAGAAGUGCGUUGUCGGGCUUUCUAUCACGUGUGGUCAUCGCCGUCUGCCUCGCAAAGUACCAGUGUUCGGAACAGACUUGAAUAACUACUUGUCAGAAACGGCACACCUCAUUCCGUUUAUUAUCUGUAAGUGUAUCGAUGAAAUAGACGCCCGUGGUCGGCAGUCAAAGGGCAUCUACAGGGUGUCUGGAGUGAAGACAAAAUUGGAUAAGCUGUGCAACGCUUUUGAAAUAGGUGGGGACCUUGUUGACCUCUCGGAUAUUCAUCCAAAUGUGAUCGCAGAUGUGCUGAAGAUUUACCUACGGCAGCUCCCCGAGCCGCUGUUGUCCUUCAAGCUCUAUCCAGAUUUUGUGAGGCUGGCCAAAGAAUUCGCUUCUGACGAAGACCUCGACCGGGCGCGGUGCGUGCAGAGCUUCCGGGAGCUAGUGGCGCGGCUACCCAAGUCCCACUAUCUGACCCUGGCGGCGCUCAUGCUGCACCUCAAGAGGGUGGCCGACGAAGCGGACGUCAACAACAUGCCCGCCAGCAACCUGGGCAUCGUGUUCGGCCCCACGCUACUGCGCCCAGACGAAAGCAUGCCAUCCAUGAACUCUCUGGUCGAUACUGCGCAGAAUUCGCGCGCGGUGGAGCUGAUGAUCCGACUGAGCGACGAGCUGUUCAGCAGCGAGGAGGUGUGGGAGGCGCGCCAGAAGCAGCUCAAGAUGCGAGAGCGGCUGGCGCAGGCGCAGGCGCAAGCACAGGCGCAGCAGAAGACGGCCCGCGGCGGCUCCUUCCGGCUGCCCGGCACCUCGCGCUCCCACCACGAGCCCGACGCCAAGCCGCGCCCCAAGCCGGACCCGCCGCCGCAGCCGCCGCCUCAGCAGCAGCAAUCUCACCCUGGAAACGACAUGGCUCCAUACGAGUUCCCAUACUUCGUGGACAUGGACCUCGCGACGGUGUCACAAAUUCACAGAAGCGACUCCACACCAAAGAUAUUCAAAGGUUCACUUAAGGACUACCAAGGACUCGAAGGGCUGUUGGGGGACCGGUCGCACAAGCUGGUGCACGAGCUGCUCAGCGAGGAGAAACGCUCGCAGUCAGAUGCGGCGCCCAGCGACCAGUCCCUGGCGCGCAACGACUCCUUCUCCAGCGCUGGCAGCGCCCUCAACUCGGAUGAAAAGGCCAACUACAUUCCGCAGCUGCACAAACAGAUCCGCGUAUCGCUGUCGCUGAGUAACGCGUCCUACUCGGACCAGACGACGUCCAAGAGGCAGCAGAAGAGGAGCAUGAGCACUUACGGCAAGACGGCAUUCCAGAGCACGGAGGCGGUUUCCAGCAAGGUGUCCGUGUCCAAGGUAGAGCACGAGGGCAAGCUGGAGCGCGCCUGCAGCUACCGCCGGCGCACGCUGCAGAGGUUCGACGCGUCGGCCGCCGGCUCCGCGCCGCCGCCGGGCGCCACAGAUUACUUCCCGCUGACCCUCACAGACCUCAACGACAGCAGCUCGGGUAGUGAGGACGCACACAAGCCUCGCCGAUACCCCUAGCACAGGCGCCCCCUUUCCUACCACUCUGGGGGCAAAAGAUAGGCCGACGAGUCAAAUGAAAGUGAGCCACGGCCUUGUUUUAUACAUUUAGAGCGCGACCGACGGAAGGGUAUGCAAUGACAAAGUAGUGCCGCGUUUUUCUUUAAAAGGGCAGCUCUUCACGUUUCACAGAAUAUGAAAACAAAAGAACUAUGUACAGUCGUGGACAAAACGAGCGAGACCCCUCGCCUUUUCGUUAUGCUGAUCCGUACAGCUUUAAAGUCUGCUACACAGCAUAACAGGCAAGGCGGCGAAGUACUACCAACAUACUAUGCACAGGUGUGGAAUUGACAAACUAUCUUAACUUUGUCAGACUGUUUUCAAUCAUGUGUAAGACUCUAAUAAUACUGAUUAGUGUAUUAAACACAACUCGUAAAUACAAUAUGUAAAUGAAAGAAGAAACGCUAAUCAAUAUGAAAUGUACUAAUAAAAGGGAAUUUUAGCUUAUCGAGAUAACACAACUGUUCCAGUAAGACAAAGUACCCCAGAUCGUUACGAAUUAGCAUAAUAUUAUGCACAUUCGGCCGCAAAACGGUUUAUGUCAACUUUCAGACCAGUCAUAGUGGAUUACCGUUGCUGACCUACCUUGAAAGUGUACAAAUUUAGCAAUGCGUGAAGAUUCAUAACGAAGUUAGUUAAAACUGAUUCAGUGCCACACGUAAGUCAAUUCAGUUAUUGACAGAAGCGGAAAAAGGAAGGCAGUAACAAGUAUGAAAUUCUACAAGAGUUUCAUAUUGACAUCCACAGGGCGCCAGUACAGAAUAAAGGUAGAAAUACAACGUAUUGGGGGCGCGGGAAUUUCUUAAAAUUGCUUUACUGAUAGACUAUCUGCCUCCAUAGAGAUUAGAACCGAAAACAAAGCAGACCUCCCUUGCAGUAGCAAACACCUUUCACUACGCUAGAAGACAACCUAGGCAAAAAGCCCUUUUUUAUUACCCCAGACAUGAAUAAGCCGGCAAUUUCGCAAUGAAAAUGGCAAAAUGAUCUGCAGUUUCCGUAGCAUAGAGCUUUCUGAACUCUAAAACAUGAAUUUCCUACCUUUAUGUCACCGCUUAUGUGAAAAUCAUUCGGGAUGUUUAUCGAAAUAACAAAAUACUGUUAUUAGCGAUUAACGGCAACGGGUUCUACACAACGCUGGUGACUACUUUGAAGGACAGUAGCAGGUGCAAACAUGUAACUCUUUUGUACCGGUUGUGAUUAAAUAGUUGCCACUAUUAAAGUUCCAACCCUCGUGAAGUCUUACAUAUGAUUGAAAACAGUCUGACAAAGUUCAGAUAGUUUGUCAAUUCCACUCAUGUGUAUAGUAUGUUGGUAGCACUUCGUCGCCUUCCUGUUAUGCUAUGUAGCAGACUUUAAAGCUGUGCGGAUCAGCGAGGGGUCUCGCUCGUUUUGUCCACGACUGUACAUUAUUGAGCUCACUGACGGAGCAAAUUUUUGGGAUCAUUAUCGUUUUGACCGAUUUAACGCAUCCCACCAAGAUAUUCUUUUCCGUGCCGAUCUCACCACCAGAGUAGCACUUAACACCCAACAUCCUAAUUAUUUUCUAUAAACAGGGUGGACCUAAAACUUUAAUCCCAUUUGUUUCGAUUCUGAUUCAAGAUAUCGAAACUAAUUUUUCGGCAGAUUGUGCAAGAAGAGCAGCAACUAAUCUUGUUUUUUAACUUUCGUAUAAACGGAUUAUAGAAAGAAGCAUGAUUUUUAAUGCAACGAUAUAGCUUUUUAACGGCAUUCGAAACCUACUGAAAACACGCGUACAGCGAUAUACUACUUGAAAGUUGUUGCAGUAAUAUCCUAAAAAUUAUACUAAAGUUAAAGAAUGACGACCUGAAUCGGCUAUUGCUGUGUAAACUCUGCCAAGAAGGCUUCUUAUGCCAAGCUUCGUCGUUAUAUUCAGGAAGAAGAUAGGCCUACGCUACUAAGAUAAAACGUAUUUCUCCUUGGCCCUAUUUUAUUCGACACUGAUACAUUACCAACUACGACUAUUGUAAAAUAAACUAUAUGCUGACACCUAACGUAUCAAAAGGGUCUUAUCGAAAGUAUUUCGAAUGUGUGUAUAUACUUAUGUUUAAGUGAACAGCUUUUGUAGAUAUAUGUCUCUUCUGGUUCUUCCUUGCACACUCCGGUUUCUAUACAGAGUCAGUGUUGUUACAUGACUUUUGACAAUCUUAAUUACAGUUAGUGGCUGGAUUCCCUUCCGGUAGGCACCAAGUCCCCCGUCUGUCUCCUCCUAGAGUAAAUAUCAUUUUCAAGUGUGACAACGUUCUCUAAUUGUUUGUAUAACGUGUAUCUGUGGUAGGACAUUGGUACUAGCCCGCUAUUUGCCUAGUUGGAUGUGAGAAACUGCCCAGAAACUAUAUUCAGCGUGGACAGCUCACCAGCCCUCGUCGUCAGUCCGCUUCAAUUCGAAGCAGGAUUGUCUGCCCGGAUGCAGUGCGUUAAUGCGCGCGGCUACCCUUGCAGGUCUGUGUAUACCCGUAGACAGCCUAAAGGCACAUACUUGCUUCAGUACUUCUGUUGAUACAAAAGUUAAAAUACAAAAGUUGAAAAGUCUUGUCCACACAACCAAAUUACGUGUCUCUCUGUCUACUAACAUUUGCAGAUAAGCUCGUUUCAAUAUCUUAAGACGUUCAUAAAAUAAAAGAUAAUUACAAUCGCUAGCUGCUUCCUGUACAAUUUUCGCUCUUUGCGCCUCCCUCCAGUACCGUGGAAGUUAUUCCCCGAUGUCUUAUUACGUGUCCUAUCAACACAUCCCUUCUAUUAAAUUGUGUUUUCUUUAUAUUCCAGCCCUCGGCAAGUCUGCAAAGAACUUUUUCAAUUAUUUUCUUGUCAGAACACUUACAUAUCAGCAUCUUUUUGUGACACCACAUUUCACAUUCAUCGAUUUUCUUCUUUCAAUCUUUUCCUAGAGUCUACAAUUCACUUCCACAAAACGCUUAGCCGCAGACGUGCAUUCUCGUAGAUUUCGUUCUCAAUGUAAGGCCUAUGUUUGAUACUAAUCGAUUGGCACUGGCGAGGAGAGCUCUCUCUUCGUCAGCUUCGUGUGUCUUCCUUGCUUCGUCCAUACACUAUGAGGUCCUUAAUUUUGACGUUAAGUUUAUUGGUAAUGUCAAUUCUGCUGCUAUUCAAUACUUUACUGUUUCAAUGAUUUACACGCAUCCAUAUUCUGCGCUCAGUGGACUGUGCAGAUCCUGUAAUCCUCGCUCUUUCUCAAAGAAGAUAUCAGCGUCAUCGGCAAAUCUUCUCAUUGUGAUCCUUCCACACUGAGUUUUAAUCCCACUUCUUCUCAGUUUUUGUUUAAUUUCCUUCACAGCUUGUUUGAUACACAGAUUGAAUGUUAGAGGAGGAAGAUUGUAUUCCUGCUUCUAAUCGCGCGCUUCUUUCUUUGUCUCCCAAGUAAUACAGUACGUUAAAGAGCGAAGAGGAGGGCAUACUGCAUACCUCAAGUCCUCUCAAAAUGUAUCUUUCUACACCAAGGAAAGCUCACUGCUCAGUUUUACAACACCAGUUGGUAGCUACACUCCACCAACCACAACCCCCCACGUUCACCAGAAUACUAUCCAUAGCACCCACAUCGAAGUUGUAUUAAAACCGUCCUAUAAGACCAACAUCAAGUGCCUGACCACUUACCCAUAUAAUCUGCUUCUACUCAUCAUCUUACACUAUUCGGUAACACGUGACUCCGCAUUAUUGUUAACAGCACCAUUAUCGACAUUAUCAAUAUUGUCUAAUUAAAACAUUUAUUUCAACCCCUUUUAUUAUUUUAAAUUUAAGUCAUUAAAUGUAGCUGCUGACAGGCAGCGAACCGCACAUAUAUCGGAACAUAUUACACCCCGGUGAGAUCAGUGAAGCUACUCAGUACUUGAGAAAUCACAACUUACAGAUUUCUAUAUAGCUUAUACUGAAAAAGGAUAAGCUUCCUUUAAAUGUCACGUAAUUGUUGGUAGUAAAUUGUAUCAUAUUUUCAGAGAACAUUGAGACACUUCACACGUAUUUUUCAGUGACGUAAACUAAAAAUUGUCGGUUUUUGACUUAUCACUUUUCUUGCUGGCGUUCGAUACGUAUACUUGAAAGAUAAAUACACAGAUGUCGUUCCCAGUCAUUGUUACAAUGUUAACAAAAUUCUUGGACGAUUAAUCUAUCCCUCUCCUUCAGGAUAUGUGAUUGCUGAUGUCCGACGUGUCCGCACAACAAGACUGUGUCCUGUCAGCAGCCAAGCGUCACUGUUUAUAGUCAAUUUUCACCUCUUUUUUUAGAAAUCGCUGAUAAUGCUUGCAUAUAAAAUCGAUUUCAUUGUAGUAAUACAUAUACUACAUUCAUGAACAGCUAUAACCCUUCUUCAGAUAGCACCACUUCUCACAUCUACCCUCUUCAUCAGCCUUACUCUUCAUCAGCCAAAGUCGUCACAUUAGCUAUGCAUAUAUAGCUAUUCACGUUAGGCUUCAUGACAGCAGUCGGUUGGUAUCAAGGGUAACUUUUAUACAUUCAGAGGUAGUUAAUGACAUCUUUGACUACUAAAGGGCUAGAGUUAUUUAGUAGAUAAAAACGAGAAUUCGAGAAUUUGGGUAUUUGAAGAUGACUGAAACUGACUGAAAUCGGUUAAAGACUUAGACGAUUACUAUUUGUCAUUUUACUGGGUAACCCGCUGCACUUUCUCGCAGUAGAGGACAAAAAACUAUUUUAGUGAAUGGCUGAUACUUAUGUGGUUGCAUUGGUUGCAAAUGUAACCAAUAACGCAAUUAAAAUUACCAUCUAGUGGUCAAAAAGUGCUUUUCUGAACCGUAUUUACUUUACUCACACUCUCUAUAAACUAAAAUAAGCAAAAAAUGUAAAUUAGGAACUAACGAGUACAAAGAACACAAAAAACACGAUUCUGUCAAUAGUAGUACGCGUAGUGCAAAGGCAACUGCAGUAAAAGUUUUACUUUAAUUAACAUUUCGCAGUCCGUGCUGAAAAUGUUCGUUAUCGUAAAUGCAAAUAACACUAAAAUCACUUGAUUACUAGACUUACGUGGAGACAGUUUUCCAUUUGCCAACCGGCCCCACCUUCGCUUGUUCCUUAAAACUCGCUUGUCAGCUUGAUGAGAGUCUUUCGGACGAAGUUAUAAGUAUGAAAUCGACAACCCUUCGGAUUCUCUUGGUCGUAGCUAAACAUGAGAAAGUACACUGGUGUUUAGUGGUAUCCAUACGUCGGAUGUGAGGUAGCGGUUGUCUUCUUUCUCAGUAGUAACUGACAGCAUUCAAACACUUUAACUGAUCUUUACAGAAUACAAAAACUAGAUUCAUGAGACAAUGCUCUCAUCGUCAGGUUACCGACUCUAAGCUCAUAUUAUUAAACUCUAACAACUAACGAAAGAGCUACAGGAAAAAAAGAAGAUGGUCACUAUGCCGUGUUAAGGAAAGUCUUGCAAAGGGUAGUGACUAGCUUUAAACGUCACACCGGCAAUGUAGCGUUCCAGCUGAAUAAUUUAGUAAGGCAUAGCCUGAGACAGACUGUCGGUAAGAAGAAGAGCAUGUUUGAAAUAUCAGACAUAUAUAGUCAAAAGUGGGCGUCGUGUAAUUCAGAGUAUGUCGUGUAGGAGGAGAGAACAUUUUCAGUAAUACACAGUGAACACAAAGAUGCUUUCAGGCUGAGGAAUUACGUCCAGUCAGAAAUAGAUAAUCAUGUGUGCGAAACAGACCCCCCAGCAAAGAAAUAGAAGAAAUGUUAGAAAUCUCCAUACAGCAUUAGCUAAACAUGUGUACGAAGCAGGCUAUUACAUAAAGGCAACAGAAGACGAUUUAGAAAUCUAUCACACAGAAAAGAAAGGAAAAAUGUUCGACGCGCUGAAAAAAUUUUAAAUAAUUCAUAUGCGAAAAGAAAUACGAUAACGUUGUUAACGGUACGAGAUUUUUGCGUUUAUUUUAAUGCACAUGUUAUAUAGCUAGAGGUUGACGAUCACAGACUUCACCAUGUUCAGAAGCGUCUUAGUAGAUAAGGGAAGAAAAGGGUACAAGUGGAAUGGCACUGUGAUUCAGUCGGUAACUGCGCGUAUGCAGUGGUAGCUCGGGCAUAGAAGUUGACAGCUAAGCCAGAACUACAGGAGCAGCGUCAACUGGACACGGGACACAGAAUGAAAAGGACACUACCUGAUGAGGGGUGCUGGUGUGUGUUGGGAAUUACUGACAUGAAUAGGUGUGGACUAUUUUAAUGUAAAACAAGGGGUAAUAGUUCAUACUAUUUUAUUUUUUGAACCUCGAAAACUUAUUGUUAGAGCUUUUAGUAUUUUAAUCACAUGAAAUGAGGUCGACAAGGAUGAGAGCAUUGUCCUCGCAACGUGUUGUGUUGUGUGAAGUAGAGUGAAACAGCUUGACUGUCACUGAGUCGCUGAGUGAAUGAUGAGGGCCAUAAAGUGCGUCUUGUGGGCUUUCCCACUUAGCAUCUCGUAGAUUUCACCAUCAUAAUCGCCGUAUGGGAUCUGGCACUGUCCUGAACGGAGACUGCACCCUCAGAAAACAUGACCCAGCACGUAUUUUUGAUUACUAUGCGCAGACGUUCGAGGAUCGUAUGACAAUAAUCGUCGCUAAUGAUAUGCUCAUGCCCAGUGGAUGUGAUGAGUAUAGCCAUCUUGUUUUUAAAGUACUGGGUGAUCAAAAAGUCAGUAUAAAUUUGAAAAACUGAAUAAAUCACGGAAUAAUGUAGAUAUAGAGGUACAAAUUGACACACAUGCUUGGAAUGACUUGGGGUUUUAUGAGAACCAAAAAAAUACAAAAGUUCAAAAAAUGUCCGACAGCUGGCGCUUCAUCUGAUCAGAAUAGCAAUAAUUAACAUAACAAAGUAAGACAAAGCAAAGAUGACGUCAUUUUCAGGAAAUGCUCAAUAUGUCUACCAUCAUUCCUCAACAACAGCUGUAGUCGAGGAAUUAUGUUGUGAAUAGCACUGUAAAGCAUGUCCGGAGUUAUGGUGAGGCAUUGGCGUCGGAUGUUGCCUUUCAGCAUCCCUAGAGAUGACGAUACACUUGUGACUUCAGGUAACCCCAAAGCCUAUAAUGGCACGGACUGAGAUCUUGGGGACCUGGGAGGCCAAGCAUGACGAAAGUGGCGACUGAUCACACGAUUAUCACCAAACGACACGCGGAAAAGCUCUUUCACUCGCCAGCUGUCGGACAUUUUGUGAAUUUUUUUAUUCUAAUAAAACCCCAUGUAAUUCUAAGCAUGUGCGUCAAUUUUUACCCCUCUAUCUACAUUAUUCCGUGGUUUAUUAAGUUUUCAAAUUUAUAUUGACGUUUAGAUCACACUGUAAAUUAUGUCAGUAUCGGUUUUACUCUAAAAUUGAGUUGUUUUAUUUGCUGAGAGGGAGCUAUUUCUCCUUCGCAGCCAAGGUCCCUAGCGCUCGUUUAUGCAGCAGCGUUCGCCUCUGAGUUAAUCUAUUUGCAUUUUGGUUCGAAAGAAACACAAAUAAAACUGAAGGUAAUCUAACUGUGUGCCAUAGUGACAUGCUAAAUUAUAGAGCGAGAGCAUGUGCCAAUGUUGUUAGUGACGCAACCGUGAAGCUUAAUGGCGUCCUUAUAGCCAACAGACUUGUGCUAACUCCGUGGUUCAGCUUUUUCAUUCUUUAUAAUCGGUACAAACACAAGACUUGCGGAUGACACGCACUCAUCAGUCAGACUAAAACAGUUACCUGUAAGAUCUAGAGAGACGAGCCGCCGAAGCUGCGUCAUCUAGAAGGGCUUGUACCGAAGAAAUCAGCAAUAUGAAAUAGCAAAAAUAAUUAUCAGUUGAAAUACAGUAAUAACAUUAACCAGUCACUUUCAAUUAUCUUUAUACUACACGAUUAGGAAGUCUUUAUUUCCAUCAUCAGUUAGAUUUAUUUAAUUUAACAAUACGUAGACGCUCAGCAUUUACGAUUUUUCGGGGCAACCCAUGGCACUGUCUGACAGUAGAGGACAAAAAACUGUUUUAGUACAUGACUCAAAGUUGUAUUGAUGUAUAGGUUGCGAAUGUAGCCAAUAAUACAAUUAUAAGUACCAGUAGUGGUCGCAACUGCUUUUCUGAAUUGUAUUUCCCUCACGGACACUCUCUAUAACAGAAAAUAAGCAGAAAUUGUAGAUUAAGAACUAACGAGUCCAAAGAACAUAAAAAACACGAUUCUGCCAACAGUAGUGAAUAGAAACUAUUGUUUAUCUCUCUUCUUAUCGAUGUGUGUGUGUGUGUGUGUGUGUGUGUGUGUGUGUGUGUGUGUGCGUGUGUGUGGGUGGGUGGGUGUGUGUCAGACGCUGCCAUAGGUUGCCCGGAAAAAUCGUAUGUAUGAACGUAUACAUGAUGUUAAUAAGAGUAAAUCCAUCUGAUAAUAGAGGUACGGUUCUCCGAAAACGCGGACUGAAUAGAUUAACAAAUGUGACAUUAUAGUUAGUUGUUUAUUUCAUAACUAAUAGCUUAGCCUAACCCAAAAUUUUUACGUUUAUACAUAAAAAUAAUAGUAAAAAUUUGUUUGACGGUGACGAUUGUAUACCAUACUCACCAUUCUUUUCUGUCUCUAAUAGCGUCACCGAGGAACGUUAGAAGUUGAUAUAGCUUUCGUUCCUUUUAUCAUCACUGUGUUGCAUGACAGCGACAUGCAGCAGUUCCAUUGUUAGUGCCCAGAGAGAUAGCACAACCUACGUUCCAGCACGACACAUACAGGUAUAAGUUGGCUCACUUUCAGUUGACCCGUACGUACAAAUUGCAGCCACUAAGACACAGUCUUAUGGAUUCCCGUUAAUGUCUCUGUCAAUAAACUUCUGUGUUGCCCGAUAUCUUAACCCCGUUUUGUGCAUAGGGCAGAACGGUAGCGGAGGCAGUUCAAAUACCUCUGUUUUCUCGUAACUCGUAAGAUUACAAUCAUCUCAGCAUACUUUGUUAUUACUGUAGUCGUUGUUGAGAAACUGUUUUCUUCUAUUAAAGAGCUAGCUAGAGAUGCAUUUAACUGUGAAUACAAAUUAUGCAGUACACAUUAUAUUGGAAACUCGGCACUGUAGCUGAUACCGCAUAUCAAAUAUUCCUGGCUACCCUAUUCCAUUAUUCUACUGUAUUUCAUGUGAAACAGAUUUUUAUAUCAUUGCUUGUACUUUUCAUAAUGUGCCGUGUACUUGCGAUACACUAUCCCAAUCGAAAAUAAUUCUCGUAUAUUUAAUUACAUGAAAGUUGUAGAUAUUGUUCAAAUAAAUAUGUCGAUGGAAAAAAACAAA
Schistocerca gregaria is the source of this 12294-nucleotide messenger RNA. RefSeq names its product rho GTPase-activating protein 45-like. The record is from RefSeq and is a predicted model, not a curated record. Bases 42 to 3053 code for a protein of 1003 amino acids. Gene Ontology annotation, molecular function: GTPase activator activity. NCBI's taxonomy places the organism in Eukaryota, Metazoa, Arthropoda, Insecta, Orthoptera, Acrididae. The transcript is spliced from 18 exons. Gene Ontology annotation, biological process: signal transduction; activation of GTPase activity.